Messenger RNA from Aphidius gifuensis, 6476 nucleotides. RefSeq lists its product as uncharacterized. Gene Ontology annotation, biological process: negative regulation of protein kinase activity; protein dephosphorylation. Bases 732 to 5900 code for a protein of 1722 amino acids. The record is from RefSeq and is a predicted model, not a curated record. NCBI's taxonomy places the organism in Eukaryota, Metazoa, Arthropoda, Insecta, Hymenoptera, Braconidae. Gene Ontology annotation, molecular function: protein serine/threonine phosphatase activity; cation binding. The transcript has 10 exons.
GGAACACUCUCAAAUCUCAAUACUGAAGUCAGAAAGAGAAAGUUAUAUUUAUAGAAGCUCAUUCCCGCCCCUAAGAAAAAUCACAUCGAUAAACCGUAACUGAUAAACAAAUAUUAACGUACCAUAUUAAUAAAAAAAAAGUGAUUCGUAAUAAAAAUUAUCGAUAUAAAAUACACAAGUGAAUAAUCUGUUAAUAAUAAAAAAUAAUGAUAAGAGACGCUUCACAUGCGCACAUUGAAAUAAUAAAAUUUCGUGAAUUUACAACAACAAUAGUGUUAUCUUGACACAAUCAUACAAGGAAUCAUAAAAAAACUAAACAACAACAAUUGGUAUUAUUCAAAGUAUUAUAUUAUUGAGCAUUUAUUUACCUAACAAUCAGUAUAAACUUAUACAAUUUUCAAAGGUAUUAUUAUUAUUUUUUAUGCAUUUUUUUUCUUCAAUUAUUUCAUAUAAUAUUUUUAAUUUUUAUUUUGCCUAACUGUCAAAAACGUGUGACAAGCAACGUGACUAACGGCAGUCAAUGAAAUAGUGACGCAAUUGAAAGUACAAACUCAAAGAGUAUUCAUUUUUUUUUUUUCAUAUUAUAAUAUAAUAAUUUCACACCUUCACCGAUUCCAAGAACAAUUAGUUGUCGGGUGAAAUUGUAUUAGUCAGGAUAUAGUAAUAAGAUAAGAAAUAUAUAUUUUUUCAUAAAUAUACAACAAGCUUGAAAACAAUAAUAAAAAAGCACCAUGGAAGUUGAUGGAGAUUAUCUUGGUGCCUAUCGUAGAUUUUUUGCUGAUUUUAUUGAAAAAGUAAAUCCAGAUGAUCAACUACCUGUAAGAACAAAUGGAUCCACUAUCACAGAAGGCGAACUUGUUGGUGUUGUUAUUGACAUAACACUUCAGUAUCUCAAUCAAAAAUUUUGCCCACCAAGCUUACAGUCUUAUAUUGUUCGCAUAGUAAUUGAAGAAAUGAAAACAAUGUCAAAAUUACAUCCAGAUCAUUGUGGACGAAUUCCUCAAAAAAAUAUUUACACAUCAAUGAAAUUGAUGCGUGCAGUAACUGGAAAAAUAAAUGAUAUUUGUCAAAGAUAUUUGGAAAGUAACAGUCGACUUGCUUUAUUACCACCACCACCAUCAACUCCACUUCCAUUGACAACAGUUUUUACAUUAAAAAAUGGUCGUAGAACAAUGGAAGACCGAUAUGUUAUUUUACAUGAUUUAAACACAAUGUUUAAUAUUAAAGAUGAUAGACUAGCAAGUUAUUAUGCAGUAUUUGAUGGUCAUGCGGGACAAGAUGCUGCUGUUUAUUGUGCAGCACAUCUUCAUCAGUAUUUAGCAGAAAGUAAUUAUUAUCCAACUGAUCCUGAGCGUGCAUUACGUGAUGCAUUUGUGACAACAGAUGCACAUUUUGUAGAUAAAUCAAACAGAGAUAAAUUAAAUAGUGGAGCUACUGCUGUUUGUACACUUAUUAUCGAUAAAAAACUUUAUGUUGCUUGGGCUGGUGAUUCUCAAGCUGCAUUGGCUAAAUCAAAUGAGGUCAUACAACUUGUUAAUCCACACAGGCCUGAAAGAAUGGAUGAGAGAGAAAGAGUUGAACGAAUGGGAGGAUCAGUAAUAUUUUUUGGUGUUUGGCGAGUUAAUGGACAUCUCGGUGUAUCACGAGCAAUUGGAGACAUUCAGUACAAGCCAUAUGUCACAAGUGAUCCAGACAUUGUUUGUGUUGAUUUAGAUGGGACUGAAGAUUUUUUAAUUGUUGCUUGUGAUGGUCUUUGGGAUGUUCUUGAUGAAGACACUGCUGCUGGUGUUGUUUAUGAACAACUAUGUCAAAAUCCUUACGACCUCGAACUCAUAAGUCGACGUUUAGUAGAUUAUUCAAAAAAACAAGGCUCAUCCGACAAUAUAACUGUUAUUAUAAUAUUUUUAACACCACCUUGUGAAAUAAUAAAAAGAUCAUACCAUUGUCCGCAAAUAGCUGACAUUAAACAACAAUUUAAUAUGGAACAAGAUAAUAAAUAUGUAUCAACAACAAAUGGACAAUAUGAUAUGAAUACUGAUACUAUGAAAAAUACAAAAAUUCAUGAUAAUGGUGAUAAUUAUGAUAUUGAAGGUGUUGAUAAAAAAAUUAAUGGUAAACAUGAUAAUAAUGGAUUAAAAAAUUAUAUUGUUGAUGAUGAUGAUGAUGAUGAUAAUGAUGAUGAUGAUGAUGAUUUUGGGCCAGAGACAAAUGUUGAUGCUGUUGAUGAUGCAUGUGAAAUAUCAUCAAGUAAUAUUAAUAAAGUAUUAUUUCCUGAUAAUGAUUUAAUAAAACAACAAAAAUCUAGUGAUGUUGAAAUUGAUGAUAAAUUGGAGAUCGAUGAUAACAAGCCAAAAGAAAAGAAUGAAGCUGUAGGUGAUGCUGAUAAUGUAGUUGAAAGUGAAGAUUCAGACGACGAAUGGAAUUAUUAUCGUGCUGAUACAAGUAACAAUAAAAAAGUUGAAUUAUCAUCAUCAACAAAAUCAGUAGAAUUAAAUAUUGAUAACAAUUCAGAUAUUGAAAAAUUAAAAAUUGAUGUUGAUAAAAAAAUUGAUGAUACUGUUACUGAUGAUAAUUUGAGUGAAAAAAUUGAUUUCAAAAAAGAAAUUGAACAACAAAUUGAAGAAAAAGAAGCUGUCAGUUCUAGUAUUGAUAACAGCAGCAGCAGUAGCGAUAAUAGCAGUAGCAGUGAAGACGAGUGUGAUAAAGAAAAUUUGCCUCCAGUUAAGCUUGCUGAAAAUAAUACAAACGUAUCUCAUCAGCUUGAAGAAAGUCUUGAUCAAAUACCCGAGACUUUUAAUUUAACUCAACAAGAAUCUGAAGACAUGGAAUUUCAAUUAAAUCCAAACGCAGCUGAAUUUAUACCAGUAUCACCAGUACCAUCAGUACCAUCAGUACCAAUGCUUCCAAUUCAUCAUAAUGAUGUACCAAUAACUGGUUCACCAGUAUCACCAGGAUCACCAGUACAAAUGCUUCCAGCUCAUCUUCGUGAUGCUCCAAUAUCUGGAUCACCUCUUAAACCAACAGCAAUUAUGGAUGACAUACGUUUACCAUCACCAGAAGAAUUUAAUAAUGAAGCAAGUCAUCGUCCUGGUGAAAUUGAUGAAAAAUCAUUAAGUAAUUUAAGUACACCAACAAAUGGUAAUGAAUCACCAAAUUUAUCAUCAUAUAAAAAUCUUGAUAAACAAAAAUUGUUAUUUGAUCUUGAUGAAUCAGAAGUAUCAUCAACACGUGCUGAAUUUGGUGAUGAAUCAACAGCAAGUUAUUUAACAACUAAUGAUUUACAAAAAACAGGUGUAUUUGAUGGUAGUUUUACAUCAAGUUUUAUUAGUAAUCAUGAAAUUGAUCCAAUGAUGAUGUCAUUUGGUCCUGGUGAUUUUAAUCCACUUACUAAAACAGUUGAUUUAAAUGCUGUACAUGAUUUAGAUGAUACUGAUUUAAUUGGUGAAAGUGAUACAUCAAGAAAUGGUAAUGGUAACUAUCGUGAUAAAGAUGAUGAUGAUGAUGAUGAUGAUGAUAGUGAUAGUGUUAAUCAUCCUGAACUUACAAAUUUAAGAUCACCAGAUAUUGAUCAUUAUAAAAAUACACAAACGUUUCCUGUUGAUGAAACAGAUAUUAUGUUUAAUAGAUCAAUACCAGUUUGUAAUCUUAAUCGUGAGGAGUAUACAGUUACUGAUGAUAUAAGUAAUCAAGUUGCAGCAAUGAAUUUAGCAAAUUCACAACAAUCAUCAAAUAUUUUUUACAAUAAAAAUGAUGAUAAUGAUGAUAAUAAUGAUGUUGUUAAUGUUGAUGUUGAGGAAAAAAAUAAUGAUAAUAAAAUUGAAGAAAAACAUUAUGAUAAUGAUGAUUUCAUGAUGUCUUGUGAUGCAUCUAAAAAUAUUGAAAAUAAUGCUGAUAUGAUUGAACAAGUUGAUCUCAUGUCUUCAAAUAAUGAAAAUGAAUUGCAACAUGAACAAAUGGAUCUUAUGUCUUCUAAUAAUGAUGAUAAUUUUAAUGAAAAUAUUAUAAAUUCACAGGAGACUCUUAUGACACCUGAAAAAGUUGUCAAUCAUGAAAAAUCAUUUGGAUUCGAAAGUAAUGCUGAUUUAUUAGCUGAUGAACCUGUUAAUAGUUCGAUUGAUACACCAGUUGAUUUAAAAACCAUUGAUGAUGAAAAAUUGGAAAUUAAAACUGAAGAAAUUAAUACAAUUCAUAAAGUUGAAGAAGAAAAUAUAUUUAAAGUAUCUGAAAAAAUACCAGAUAUAGUUUCAAACACACCAGAAAUAGUUGAAAAAGAAACUCAAAUAUUUGAAAAUAUAGUAGUUUUAGAAGAACAAAAAAAUCAAAUAAUUGAAAAUGAAACUCAAAUAAUUGAAAAUAUACCAAGUUUAGAAGAACAAAAGAAUCAAAUGAUUGAAAAUAAAACAAUUGUAGAAGAAAAAUUAUCAGAAAUAAUUGAAAAUGGUUCUACAAUGGAAGAAGAAAAAUGUCCAGUUAUUAAAAAUACACCUGUAGAAGAAAAAAUACUUGAAAAUGUUGAAUUACCACAAACUAAUGAUGAAACAUCAUCUAAAAUUGUUGAAAAUAUUAUUGAAAAAAUUCCAGUUGAUAAUUUGCUGGCAAAUAUCACUGAAGAAAAAACAGUAAUGAAAUUAUCUGAAUCACUUCAAGAAUUUACAGGUCUUGAAAAUGAAUUUAUACCAUCUGAUAAAGAACAAACUCAGCUUCCAAUUGAAAAUAUUGAUGAAAAAUCAAAAGAUAAUGAAACAACACUUCCAACUAAAGAAAAUGAUAAAAUUAUAGAUAUAAAAAAUAAUGAAAAACCAAUUAAAAAAACAAGUGCAUCAUCAUCAUCAGCAGCAGUAAAAGUUGAACCUAAAGCAAAAUCAGUAAAUGCAGUUAAAUUACCAGCAAGUAAAACUACACUUAAAGUAACUAAAACAGAUGUUAAAACAUCAUUAAAAGCUUCACCAACUUCACCAUCCAAAACAACAGUAACAGCAAAAACUUCUGGUACAGUUGGAGUUGCAUCUAAAAAACCUAUAACACGUCCAAAAACAGUUGAUGCUUCAUCAAAGACAUUAACAGCUACUUCAGCUAAACCGUCAGUUGCAAAAUUAUCAACAACUGCAAUUAAAUCACCAACAACAAAACCAGUUUCAACAUCAACAACAACAACAUUAAAAUCAAAGACUUUAACAUCUGCUCCACGGCCAUCAACUUUAAGUACAAAAACUGCUGAUAAAAAAGUUGCAACAACAAAUGGUGAUGCUACUAAAACUGGUACAUUAAAACCAAAACCAGCAUCAAGACCUCUAGUCAAGCCACCAACAGCAGCAUCACGUCCAGCAACAGCGACGACAACAACAACAAAACCACGUGUUCCUUCAACUGUAUCAUCAACAAAACCAUUAACAACAAAGUCAACUGAUGUUAAAAUUCAACGACCAAAAACAGCACCAACAACAUUAGGUAUUGCAUCAAAAACAACUCGUGUAUCAACACUAACAAAAUCACCAGUUAUUGAUAAACAAAUAAAAGAAACAGCAAAUAAACAAAUAUCAAAUCGUACAUCAACAAUGACUAAAACAACACGAACAACAACAACAACUGCAUCAACAUUAACAGCAAGACGAACUACUGCUACUGCUACUGCUACUGUUAAAACGACAAGUGAAAAAAAAGCAGUAACAACUCGUAUUAGUGCAAAAAGUGCAACAGCUGUUGCUAAAAAUCAACAACAAAAAAAAGCUAUUUCAAAAGUCAUUACAAAAACUGAAAUACAAAAUGGUAAUUGUGAAAUUAAAGAUGAUAAUAAUGUCGUCAUUCAAGAGGCUAUUGUCAAUGAGGUAACUGAAUUGAAAAAAGAUCCUAUCUCAUUUCCGGAUACGACUGAUAAUCAGUUACUCAUCACUGCGGAUUAAAUUUAAAUUUUAUAAGGUUUUUUUUUUUUUUUUUUUAAACUAUAAUAUUAAACAAUGAGAAAUAUGUUCGAUGCUUUGUGUGAAAAUAUUUUUAACACUGUCUGUUAUUUUUAAUCGAAUAAUUUACCAGUUAUUCUUUCUCUAUUUUUUGGAAAAAAAAAAAAUAUUCAAAUUAUUAUUAUUCUAUCUUUAAGAAUCUGAUUUUUUUUUUUAUAUGCUUGAGACUUUUAAUUUUAUGAAAAGCAAUUGUUCUUUGAGUUAUCUAUUUACAAUUAAUUAUUAGUAAACUUUUCAAUGAUUUAAGAGUAAUGAAAUUGUGCUUAUUAAAAAUGAACUAUUUCAUUAGAAUGCAAAGAAUAAAAAAAAGGAAAAGAAAAUAUAUAUUAUGAUUAAUUCAUAGACGGAAUCAGAAAAUCCAAAUGUAAAUAAUUUAAUUGCUUUUUUUUUUUUUUUUUUUUUUUAAAUGUUAUUACUGGCAUAGUGGUAAUUUAAAUUUUCGAAUAAAAUACGAUUCGAGUGCAAAUUAUUUCAAGAAGUCAUAUUAUUUUAUUGUGGUGCUCAAUUAACCAUCCUGGG